AUGGCGUUCCAUGGAUCCAACUCAGGUGAUUCAUUUGGUAUCAGGCCAUCGACCCAGAUGUUUGAGUACCACGGAUUCGGGUUUGAAUUACCACAUGGCAAGGAUGUUCAUCAUACAAACCAAAUAUCCGCCAAUACCCCUGUUAUACUGGUGGAUGCUGGUGCAAUCCGCCACAAUGCGCUUGGGUAUGUUCAUGAGUUGAUUCAGCAAUCUGGCUUCCCAACCUUCGCCACUCCGAUGGGGAAGAGAGAAGCGGAUGAAACACUGCCUACCUUUGGGAGUGUAUAUGCGGGGAGUGGUUCCAAUGAGGGCGUCGCUGCGAGGGUGGAGUCGGCCGACUUGAUCCUGAGCACUGGACUAUUGAAAUCAGACUUUAAUACGACAGGAUUCUAUACCGAACCAGCUGACUGA
Aspergillus bombycis is the source of this 411-nucleotide messenger RNA. Its product is annotated as putative pyruvate decarboxylase. The transcript has a single exon. Gene Ontology annotation, molecular function: carboxy-lyase activity; thiamine pyrophosphate binding; magnesium ion binding. The coding region runs from base 1 to 411 and encodes 136 amino acids. The record is from RefSeq and is a predicted model, not a curated record. Lineage: Eukaryota; Fungi; Ascomycota; Eurotiomycetes; Eurotiales; Aspergillaceae.